CAGAAAAUUCGGGCCUAUCACGAUUACUUCGGUGGUCAACAAUUCAGGUUCUUAUUUGAAGAUUGCUAAAGAAAAGGGUAGCUCAAUUUUAAUCCCGAAGGGUCCGCGCAACUCAAUGCUCAAGGAUUUUCUAGCUUUAUUUUCUAAUUUUGUUGGAGUAUCUUAUUUAGAGCAGGAGGAAGCCAUGCAUCGGGAGUACGAGACAUUGGCUGAUACUAAAGAUAUCACCAUUUCCAAACUCAUUUUUAACUAUGAAGUCCAGAGAGCCUAUGGCGAGAAGCAACAACUCAUCUCUUUUCAGAAACAACCUCAAGUUCCACUUCUUCAGGCUUACUCUGAUGCAUCAGACAAAUUUGAUCCUUCUGAUGACUCUUUUUUCUCAUACGAUUUUUUAGGACAUGCAACUUAAAGUGAUCGUCGUCCUCCUUAUUCAAACAAGGAUGAAAUUGGAAACUCCA
Cuscuta epithymum is the source of this 458-nucleotide messenger RNA. The record is from the annotation of a GenBank genome assembly. NCBI's taxonomy places the organism in Eukaryota, Viridiplantae, Streptophyta, Magnoliopsida, Solanales, Convolvulaceae.